Molecule: messenger RNA, 732 nt
Organism: Podospora anserina S mat+
Lineage: Eukaryota; Fungi; Ascomycota; Sordariomycetes; Sordariales; Podosporaceae
Exons: 1
Coding region: 1-732 (243 amino acids)
Biological process (GO): purine nucleoside catabolic process
Molecular function (GO): guanosine deaminase activity
Source: RefSeq, a predicted model, not a curated record
AUGAAGAGCUUCUCAAUAGCCUCAUUACCCCUUGUGAUCUCACUAACCACAUCAUGCACCCACUCCCCAGCCGACUCCCCGAGCAUCUCACCGGUACCUCGUAAUAAGCCCCCAAAAUAUCACACUACCUCCCCAAAAAUCCCCCUCUCAGUCCGUAAACACUGGAUCCACCAAGCCAACACCCUCGCCCUCUUCCCCUACCCCUGCCCCUUCGCAGCCUUUGGCACCGUCAUCGUGAACCACACCCUCGACAACCCCCAAGGAACCCUCAUCUGCACUGGCGCAAACCAGAAUUCCCUGGCCGGCAACCCGACUCUUCACGGGGAGAUGGCAGCAAUAAACAACUGCUCCUCAAUCUUUGUCUCCUCGGCUUAUAAUAUGACACCAGCGGAGUCGCUAGCCGCGUUCAAGGACCUGAGCUUGUACACCAACGCCGAAAGCUGCCCCAUGUGCGCUGCUGCUGUGAGGUGGGCGGGGUUUAGGGAGUAUGUUUAUGGGGUGUCUAUCAAAGAGUUGAUUGAGCUGGGAUGGGGACAGUUGGAUAUAGGGAGUGAGGAGGUUAUUGGGAGUGGAGUCGGGAUGAGGGAUCAGGACCCGGAGGUGGUGCUUGGGGGGGUGGGAAGUGAGGAGAGUAAGGUGUUGUUUGGGUGGCAGUUUGCCGGGGGGGAUUGUCCAUCGGGUUGUGAAAGAGGGGAACGGAGCGACGGGUGUUUGCCGGUCGAGUUAGAGUAG